CCAGAAGAGGAUAUCAUGAAAGAACAAAUUUUCAUUGCACUCAGUCUUGUACUCACCUAUACUAGAAUCACCGAUGGAGCUGCAUGUGGUCAUAGAUAUUAUGAUCCAACCUGGGACAUUUGCUGCAACGGAGUCUUAAGCAGUAAAGGAUCCAAGACAAUGUGUUGUGGGACUCAGCCAUACGACCACGAUUGGGACAUUUGCUGCAACGGAGUCUUAAGCAAUAAAGGAUCCAGGACAUCGUGUUGUGGGACUAAACCAUAUGUCUACAAUUUUGACAUUUGUUGCAACGGAGUCUUAAGCAAUAAAGGAUUCAGGACAUCGUGUUGUGGGACUCAACCAUACGGCCCCAAUUGGGAGCAAUGGGGUACUCUGCUCCUAAACUCCAUAUAUAUUAUAAUGAUACCGCUGAUCGAACUAUACAACACAUCGUUUUUAAUUGUUGAAUUUUAUUCUAAAUAGCUAAUAAAUUUUAAA
Mercenaria mercenaria is the source of this 477-nucleotide messenger RNA. Its product is annotated as galaxin-like. Lineage: Eukaryota; Metazoa; Mollusca; Bivalvia; Venerida; Veneridae. The transcript is spliced from 2 exons. The coding region runs from base 16 to 462 and encodes 148 amino acids. The record is from RefSeq and is a predicted model, not a curated record.